This is a messenger RNA of Marchantia polymorpha subsp. ruderalis, 1779 nucleotides long. The record is from the annotation of a GenBank genome assembly. Lineage: Eukaryota; Viridiplantae; Streptophyta; Marchantiopsida; Marchantiales; Marchantiaceae.
CGACGACAUAAUAUUGAAAAAAUAAGGGUGUCCGUUGGAAUAUUCCCUGUUACAAUGGGCGAUAUUAUCGUUAUAAAUAACACAUCUGUGAAUAUUACUCAAACGGUGUAAAAAUCUUCACCAUUUAGAGAUAUACUCUACAGAAGUAUCCUUCAAUAUGUAUAUGGCGUUUUAUCCGCCAAUUCGCUCUACAACUAAAAUCAAAAUUUGUAGCUAUUAGUCACGCUGAACACUCGAACAUUCAUGUAUUUUAUACGUUAAAGUACCAUUUGUCAAACUUUGUUCGCGACGGAAUGAAGAUCAACAUCAACAUAUGUUCAUGAUGGAUUAGAAAAACUGAUUGUAUGGGCUAAACGACUUGCAAGAACAUGUUAAAAUACUCUGAACCAAGCGGAAAAUGAGGAGCUCUUAAGCUCUGAAGGAGAAACGAUGAAGCUAAUGGCCAAUGGCAUUUUCCAGAAAUCCAGGAAAUCUCCUGCAGCCCGAAAUUAUUUGGACACGACCCCCUGAUCUCAAUGCGAGCUUGUGAAUAUACUCGGAGCUCGAAGUCGAAGGUGAGAGGACCACUGAGGAUGGGGUAUAAGAUGACAAUGAGUUCCGGUCUUCAUGACAGCUCUUUGCGUCCGGCAGGUGACGAUGAGACACUUGGAAGCGGUCCGCUGCCGCCAAGUGGCGGACAUGCGAGGAACUGGAUGCAGUACAAUAUAACAGCACGGAAACUGGAACGCUCUUUUCCAACUCUGCCAAUUGCCCCCGAGAGACCUGAACGAGGAUGAUCGAGAUCAGAACUGUGGAAUUCUUCGUGUUUGGCGUAGCUCCUGAUAUUCAGCUGUGAUAAUUCCGAUAGCAGAGAGUGGGACGUCUGAAAAUCGAUCGCUCUCGAAGGUGCCACGGAGUCUGUAGACAGACAGGAAGGGCAGGGCAGGACAGGACAGGACGCGAGGCGGUAGAGGAUCUGAAAUGGCUCAGGAAUCGACGCAGCCAAACAAGAAGAUAGAUGCGAAGGAGGAUUUGGUAUUCCUGACCUCCGGGGCGAAGGAGAAGCUGUCGAAGACCAUCGUGGGAGCUUCUGAGACUGCGUAUAAGAUGUUGCAUCCCUUCAACAAGGAGGGUCGCGAUCAGGCCACCGAGAAGGCCAAGGAGCUGAAGCGGGAAGUCUCCAAUAAGCAAUCGCGCAUCCGAGCCACGGCUCACCAGCAAGCCGAGCAAUCACGCCUGGAAACUGCGCAACAGCAAGAGGCUCCUCUGUGUCCUAUCUCCAGUCCACAAUCCGGCAUGGAAUCGGGCCCGGAUCAGGAGCAAGCUUCUGCUGCUCCUUACGAUCAUAUGAGUCCUUCUUCGGCCCAGCCUUCACAAGUGCAGAACGUGGUCGCUCAUGAGCGCGGAGUUUCAGUCGAAUCUUGCUCCUCGAGCUCGAGCUCCGAUGGUUCUAGUCGAGCUGGAAUCGCCCCAACAGCUGCAGAUUACAGAUCCGCCUGAUUUGGACAUUCAUCUCGAUUCCACGUAAAGUUGCCGGCACCGGUGUAAAUAAUUAAAAAGGCUUGUUGAAGCCUGCUGCAAUGAUUGCCAGACUUGAGUGAUUGAUCAUAAUGUCAACCUGGAUCUUCUGUUCAUAUCGCUUGAACUCUUUAGAAGUGAUUUACUUCAGACGACGUCUGAUCUAACACAUACUCUGAUCACUAGGAAGACGAGACCAGUAGCCGUUCUUCUUUCUGUUAGGUGUACGCAGUUUGCAUCGUUUUCAUCAAUCAUUACUGUCAAUACCAUGUGUAAACGUCG